AUGGCAUCAUUUCUUCGUUCCAAGAAGGCAGGAGUUCAAAAUGACUUAUCUGCCGGAAUUAUCCCAGAAAACUUUGCGCCUGCCAUCCAGUCGCACUUUGGAAUUAACUCACAAAUUUGUUGUCUCGCAUACGAUCCUGUCCAGUCUAUUCUUGUUUUAGGAACAAAAGAGACAAAAUUUGGUAGUGGUCAGAUCUAUAUCUUUACUCGAGAAGGAGCACAGUUUAUUCUUAACUUUCCCCAUCGAACCUCCGUGAGAAAUCUACAGCUAUGUGCUGAGAGACUCGUAAGCAUUGACUCUAAAAACAGACUCACUGUCUGGAGUCUUUUCACCAAAAAAAUUGUGGCAAGUCUUAUUCUGCCUGGAAUUGUAUCUACGAUAGUCACGGAUCCUACACUCGAUUGGGUUUUCAUUGGUUUACAAACCGGUAAGGUCUUGGCUUACGACUUGGAUCAAAAAAAGUUAGCUCCGCUCCAGCUACCAAAUUUCUGGCAGGAAAAAACGAAAAAGUUAUUGAAGGUACCGGUAGUUUCCAUGCAACUACAUCCCCGAAAUGUUGAUCAGUUACUCAUUGGAUAUUCUGAGGGUGCCGUAUUGUAUUCAUUUAAACAAAACGAGGCGAUUAAAUAUUUUGGGAAUAUUUUACCAGAAAACCAAACUGACCGCUUGAGCUCGAGCACAGGUGGGACGAUAAGUCUAACCCAAGUCUUUUGGCAUCCAACAGGUACCUUUAUUGGAACAGCACAUGGAGAUUCCAGCAUAAGGUUUUGGGACCCGAAAGAUGGCCGUUUAAUCAGUGAAAAAAAUCUUUCCGAUCCAACCUUUAAAACCUCUGUAGAAAAACGGUAUGAACCCUCUGAUCUACCAGAAGAACAUUUUGUCAAGAUAUCAUGGUGUUGCAGAGAUAAUCCAGAAGAUACUAUGCUACUCAUUGCCGGAGGUCUACUCGGUGGGAAUACAAGAAAUGGACUAACUAUCAUUGAGUUUGGCACAACUCCGGUCUAUGCAACAUCAACAUGGCAGAUACUAUCCGAGUUUUUUGGAGGAAAAAGAGAAGUUCAAUUACCUACGCCUACAAGAGCUGACGUUAUUGACUAUUGUCUAAUUCCUAGCUCUUCUCCUCAUUAUGCAGGUGCACAAAAUCCCCUAGCCUUAUUAGCUCUAUUAACUUCGGGUGAACUUCUGACACUUAGCUUUCCUACUGGGACUCCUAUUCCGCCUACAAACAUAUUACACCCCUCAAUCUCAUUUGUGCACCCUUUCAUCGAUUUAUUAGAUAUUUCCCCUAUCGAUAGAUCGCGGUGGCUCAGUAUGAUCGAAAAGCGUGAGGUACAGCCUCUUUUCCCAAAAGAAAUUAAUCAAAGCAAGAAGCCACCGAAAAAGUUUGAAGACCGUGAAGUAAUUCUGGCAUCGCAUGGUGAUGGAACUGUAAAGAUAUGGGACGCAGAAUACUACAACCACCCUGAGAAUAGCACGAUGCUACAAGUUGAUAUAUCUCGAGCCCUUGGAAGGUCUGAUGAAAUCAAGAUAUCUUCCCUGAGUUUGGGGGAAACUACAGGAGAGCUAGCAACAGGUACAGAUACAGGCGAAGUCAUUUUGCAUCAAUGGGGAAAUAAUAAGAUGUUUGGAAGAGAAAUAUCAGAAUUCCCGGAAAUAAAGAUUGGUGAACUAAUUGAUAUAUCUACUCGCUCUGAGCCAUUACUAAAAGAAGGUUUAAUGCCAAAUAUUCUUUUUAAAAUGUCACAGAAAUCCAUCACUGUUGUAAAAAUGUCAAACGUGGGCUUUGUAUGUGCUGGCUCCGAAUGUGGUAGAAUCCUAAUCAUAGAUCUACGAGGUCCUACCGUCAUUUACAGUUCAUCUAUUAGUCAAAUUGUUAGUCCACAUAAACCAAGUGCUCUUUCGAAGUUAAAAAAAGGACAAUCGAAUAUUCUAGAAGACUGGCCAGUGGUUAUCGAAUUUAGUGUUAUGAACCUUGACGGAGAUAAUUACUCAAGUAUCUGUUGCUUUGUAGGCACUUAUCUCGGAAAAAUCCUUACGUUUAAGAUAUUACCUGGCUCUGAAACACCUUACACUGUAGAGUACGUCGGUGCAUCAUUACUAUCUGACAAGAUAAUCUCUAUUAUUCCAAUCAAAUCCAGUUCAGGACAGCUAGCAAAAGCAACUGCAGACACAGUCAGAGCUUUACCACUAGGACAACAAACUGAUGCUGUGAUAGUAGCUGUUUCGCAAACUGAAAUCCGUAUAUUUAGACCAGCAACUUCUAAAGGUGCAAGUAAAACUUUAGACAGUCACUUUUGUGAGGCAGCUCAAAUUGUGGCUUUUGAAAAUCAAAGAUAUAUCCUUACCUGCAUCUUUGGCGAUGCUAGCUUACGAGCCUUCUCUCUUCCGGGCUUAAAAGAGGUAAACUCCGCUAAAAUUUCUGUGCUAGAAGCCUCACUUCUUUCGUCUGCCAAAAUUGGUUGUGUAGGCCGAGUAUAUGGCUGGACCGGUCCCUCUGAAAUUUCCAUCUUAAAUAUUUGGAAAACCAAUCACUCUAAAACUAGCAACAGCCACACAAUUUAUAAUUCAAAAAUCGAGACUCCCCCACGCCCAACUAUCUCAAAUCUCGAAUGGAUUACGGGAUCACAAUUCGUCUCUCAAGCGGAUCUUGAUCAGUUAAUCGGGGGACCUGAUCGUCUACCCUCUAAACAAACAUCAAUUGUAUCAAGUACAGCAGGUUCCAAGGCACGGAGCACUGAUACAUCGGCUGGCCCCGAAAGCCAAAACUCAGAGAGCUGGGGUGAUUACAUGUCUCGUCAAAUAAAUGAACGUACGGAAAAACUAAAUCUUGUCGAAAACACUAUGGACAAAGUGCAAGAAAAUAGCCAGGGCUGGGCAGAUGAUGUGGGAAAGUUUGUAAAAAAACAAAAGAAGAACAUGAUCUUGAGCACUGUUACUGGUAAAUGGUUCUAG
This is a messenger RNA of Blumeria graminis f. sp. triticale, 2952 nucleotides long. Lineage: Eukaryota; Fungi; Ascomycota; Leotiomycetes; Helotiales; Erysiphaceae. The record is from the annotation of a GenBank genome assembly.